Molecule: messenger RNA, 4920 nt
Organism: Daldinia childiae
Lineage: Eukaryota; Fungi; Ascomycota; Sordariomycetes; Xylariales; Hypoxylaceae
Product: DNA replication ATP-dependent helicase/nuclease DNA2
Exons: 5
Coding region: 1-4920 (1639 amino acids)
Biological process (GO): replication fork reversal
Cellular component (GO): cytoplasm
Molecular function (GO): single-stranded DNA helicase activity; 5'-flap endonuclease activity
Source: RefSeq, a predicted model, not a curated record
AUGCCCCUCCAGAAAUCCUUCUCGGAACAGAAUGGCUCUUCCAAAACCCGCCAGCCAUGGAGCAAAACUAGAAGCCAUUCAACCGUAAGCCAUUCAACUGCUACUCGAACCACGCGGAAUCCAGUCUCUAAGCCACUUCAGCCCAUCUCCGAAGUUACCAAGAAUAAGCUCAAUGCCUUCAAACGUUCGAAUCUUACCAAAACCAAUGGCCAAGAGGCCGACGUAUCUACCGUUUGCGUCGAAACAGCUUCGAACGCUGGCACUAACUCAGGAAUUCAAGUUGAGGAGAUGGUCAGCCUCCCCGCACCUAAAGAAAGUGCGACUACACCCGUGAAUCGACUAGUAUGGCAGGAUCUUGUUGGAACGGUCGAAGCCGAGGAGGAAGAGGAGGGUUCCCCUAAUGAGAAGAUUGGCUGGGAUACAAAAGAAGAUAUACAGCACCGGCUAAAGCUGUCCCCAGUAAUGCCAGGUAAGAGAGGGAAGAAGCGAGCGCGGAGUUCGUCGCCUGUAUCGUCACCCGCGUCCCACUCGAAGCCUCGUAUCCCAGCCGUCAACGUCGAAAAAUUAUCGCGAGCGCUUAAGUCCCCUCACGCCGACCCUGCACUGGAAUUGUGGGAUCGAUUCUCACUUAAUGGAUCAACGACUGCCGCACCGCUUGGGGUUAUGAAUUCCACAUUGGCCCAAAUUAUGGUCUCAUCGUCACCUCGACCGUCAAGGACAGCAGGCGAGGGUGGACUACGAAGAGCUAUCAGCUGUGGGGAAAACUGGCCCAAACGUCGAAGGGUUGAACGGACAGAAGCCGCAAAGCCAGUGGAAAUCAAUGUCGAGGAGAGCCCGAGUCGUAGCUCGAAGUCAUCCAUGGUUAAUGCCUUGUUACAAAGCGUGUCGGGGGAAAUCAACAGAUCAAAAGCAAUUCAGGCUCGUCAAGACGCGCUGGAGUCCCCUUCGCGCAAAAAAAGGUCUUCCCAGCCGGUAGCCCAGAUUCCCAGCUCGCCUACCGGACGAAAGACUUCUUCGAGGCCUCCCCCUCCGAUAUUUUCUGCGAAAAGCACACCAACAGUAGAAAAGUUGGAACUAGAAGAAACAUUGGUAGGCAAUUCAUCAGAUUACGGGGACGACGAUUUUGAUGAUGAUACACUUAUGGAACUCGGUGCCAGUAUAGGACAGUCGUGCGGGGAGCCCGUAAAAGAAUCAACGAUACCACUAGCAGAUAUUGGACAAGCUCGGGAUCAGCAGCCCAGCCGAGAGUCUGAGUCAUUCGACGAUGAGUUCAAUGAUAUGGACGACGACAUAAUUGCUGCCGCUGAAGACUUGAUAACACAAAUUGACGAAACCCAUACAAUACCCCAGCCUGGUAUUGCUGCACAGGAAAACCCAACCCCUACAUCUGACCUUGCUGAGGACAUUUACGGAGAUGAUUUUGGGGGCGAUUUUGAUUUCGACGCUGCUGAAAUGGCUGCUACGCAAUCCGCCUCCUCUAAGCAGAUGGAUGGAUCGUUACCUGUAGCCAAUAAGCCCAAGACAAUUCAGAGAUACCUAGUAACAAAGGUUCUUGAAGGCCAGUAUGUCGAUGACUAUGGACGUGAGUCAAUAGAAAAGAUUCUAUUUGUCCAAGUCGACCGAAGUAAUAUUAUGAAAACUGUUCAUCUUCGAGGUGAUUGGGUAGAUACUUCUGCAAGUCCGAAGUCCUACGUCCAUAUAAUCGGCCAGUUUGAACCUACUAGGCAAUGCAUCAUAGAUAACUCCCAGAAUAUCCUUAUCCUCCACCCUGAUCAACUAAUAUCAGCCACGGUUGUAGCAGACAGCUUUACCUGCAUGCGCCGAGCUGUCCUCCAGGAUCGUGUCAGGGCCUCUAGUGACAAGACUCCACCUCUAGUAUACGGAACUUUACUACAUGAGAUCUUCCAGGAAGCGCUUAUGUCCAACAAAUGGACCCCGCAAUUCCUAGACGGUGUGAUUUGUGAUAUUACAGAAAAGCACGUGGAAGAUCUAUAUACGAUCAAGGUUUCUAUUAGCGAUGCCCGCGAACAUCUUAGGUCAAAAAUGCCGGAGUUGAGAAGUUGGGCAUCGGCAUUUGUAACUCGUUUCCCAAAGCCCGAUGCUGUUGUACAAGGUCGAAACGGUGAGAAGGCAAAUAUGUGUGUUACGAAGCUCCUCGACGUUGAAGAGCACGUUUGGUCUCCAAUGUACGGGCUGAAGGGUAACAUUGAUGCCACGGUCCAGAUAACGAUGAAAGAUGGCACUCAAAGACGUACCUUAACGGUACCUUUCGAAGUGAAGACGGGCCAUAAUGCUACAAGUAACCACCAAGCGCAAACAUCCCUAUACAAUCUUCUGUUGUCAGAUCGUUACGAUGUUGAGAUUGCUUAUGGUAUUCUGUACUAUAUGGAAACAUCUCAGACGAUUCGAAUCCCGACAAUCCGUAACGAGCUUCGCCAUAUGAUUAUGCAACGAAAUCAGCUCGCCUGCUAUAUUCGAGAGCGCAGCGUCCAGCUUCCACCCAUGAAGCGAAGCACAAACACGUGCGAUAAAUGCUACGCAAAGGUCUCUUGUUUUAUAUACCAUAAACUUGCAGACAAUGGCGAUCACGAGACGAGUGGGAUGAAGUCCAAGUUUGAUGAAGUUAUUCGGCACCUAACUCCGACCCACCAAGAAUUCUUCUUAAAAUGGGAAGAUUUAUUAACAAAAGAAGAAAAGGAGAGUCAGAAACUACGCCGAGAGCUGUGGACCAUGGUAAGCACAGAAAGGGAGAAGCUCGGGCGGUGCUUUGCCAACGUUAUCAUCGAGGAGGGUUCCGCUCUUGAGGAUGCCAACAACCCAAGAAUCAACCGCUUCCGGUAUACGUUUAUCAAAGAGAGUCCCGCUUCCGGUUUCUCUUUUCUAGACUCUCAGCUCGCGGUAGGAGAACCGAUUGUUGUGUCUGACGAGCAGGGUCACUUUGCUUUAGCAAUUGGAUACGUUACAUCGGUGCGGAAGCAAAAGAUAUGUGUCGCAGUGGACCGUCGACUUCACAACGCUCGUGUACGUCGGCCAGGGUUCGAUGAAUCAAAUAAUCAAGUUUUCGCUAGUAUUAUGGAGGUAGCACCUGAAGGAGCAACUCCUGCUCAAUCUCAGGGUAAGAUUAAAGAAGCACCUCUUAAAUACCGGCUUGAUAAGGAUGAGUUCAGCAGCGGCAUGGCGACUGUCCGGAACAACCUAGUUCAAAUAAUGGCGGAUGGGGUAUUUGGAUCAAGGGAAAUUCGACGUCUCGUAGUUGACCUCGCUCCACCGACGUUUAAAGCAUCAACAACACAAUACACAGUUGCUGACCAAGCGAGCUUGAAUAUUGACCAAAAGAAGGCUAUUGAGAAGGUUAUGGGCGCCAAUGACUACGCACUCGUCUUGGGGAUGCCCGGCACCGGCAAGACUACUACGAUUGCUCAUAUCAUUCGCGCGUUAGUUGGCCAAGGCAAAAGUGUCCUCCUAACCUCGUAUACGCAUUCCGCCGUAGACAAUAUUUUGCUCAAGUUAAAGGAUGACAAGAUGCCUGUUCUACGACUCGGAGCACCAGCAAAAGUUCAUCCUGAUGUGCAAGACUUCGCUAUCCUCGCCGGACAGCCAAUGACUAGCUUCGAGGAGAUCCGAAGCGCUUGGCACGAAACACCAAUCCUAGCGACAACUUGUUUAGGAGUCAAUCACCCGGUAUUCAGUGAACGAACAUUCGACUACUGCAUUGUCGACGAAGCAUCCCAGAUUACAUUACCUAUAUGCCUAGGACCAAUCCGCAUGGCACGUACAUUCGUCCUGGUUGGAGAUCAUAAUCAGUUACCCCCUCUAGUACAGAAUGAGGAGGCUCGUGUCGGCGGCUUGGAUGUCAGCCUCUUUAAACUGCUUUCGGACACACAUCCAGACUCGGUGGUGAAUCUCGAGCACCAGUAUCGCAUGUGUGAAGAUAUUAUGACACUCAGCAACACCCUCAUUUACGAAGGUCGGCUCAAGUGCGGUACGGAAGAACUUCGUCACCAGAAACUUGACAUACCUCACAUAGAGAACUUACGGCAAAAACACCAUAAUGCAGACACCAUAAUGCGUCCCGGUACACCGCGGUCCUUCUGUACCGCAUGGACUAAUGACAGUUGCUGGCUGCGCAACCUUCUGGAUCCUGAGGCUAGGGUCCGCUUCAUCAACACAGACUUCCUACCCUCGUCACGCGAGGAGGCUAAAGGCAAUCGUAUCGUCAAUCCCACAGAAGCGCGCGUUGUGGUGCAGCUGGUCGACGCCCUGCUAGCAACCGGUGUACCAGCAGCCGAGAUCGGUGUCAUGACACACUACCGGUCUCAGCUCUCGUUACUAAAGCACGGGCUACGGGCACACGGUAGUAGCAUUGAAUUACAUACAGCGGACCGGUUUCAAGGGCGUGACAAAGAAGUAGUGAUUUUAAGCCUAGUGCGCAGCAACGAGAGCUCCAACAUCGGUGACCUACUGAAGGAUUGGCGACGUAUCAACGUCGCAUUCACGCGCGCAAAAACUAAGUUACUCGUCGUAGGGAGUCGUGGCACGCUAAAGGGCGCAGGAGACCAAGAGAUGUUGAGCCGUUUCAUUAAGCUUAUGGAAAGUCGCGACUGGGUGUAUGAUUUACCUGCCGACGCGCUCGAGAGCCACUUCUUCGACGAGUCGGGCGCAGGUACACAGAUUACAGCGACUGGAGGUGGCGUUAUAGAUCUUACGAGUCCGCAGAAACAACGUUCUUCUCCGACAAAGAAAGUACCGAAGAAGGGCUUCGUUGGCGGUCGUGCCUCUCAUGCUCUCGACGGGAAAGAGAACCAAUUCCAACACUCAGAGAGCCGAGCCAAGAAAGGCAAGAUCACGGAGAGGGCGCUCCUACGAGGAAACCUUAUCACAAGGGAUAUUUUCAAUGACAUUACAGACGGGCGGUUUUGA